This is a messenger RNA of Xyrichtys novacula (pearly razorfish), 963 nucleotides long. NCBI's taxonomy places the organism in Eukaryota, Metazoa, Chordata, Actinopteri, Labriformes, Labridae. The record is from the annotation of a GenBank genome assembly.
AUGACGUCCCUCACCAGGACACGGACCUGCUUUUUUGUCUGCUGCUUCCUGUCCAGUCUGGCACUUCCUGUGACAUCACAAACAGUGGUGCAGGCUCACAGUGCUGGCACACAGGUGAUCACAGCGUCCCUUCAGGAGGAGGAGUAUGCAUCGUUUCACGCUGAGAACCCUGAGUGGACAUUCAACCAUCUAGCAGUGGACUAUCGCAAUGGUAAUGUUUAUUUAGGGGCCGUUAAUCGCAUAUACAAACUGUCUCCAGGCCUGGAAGUCCAAGUUUCUCAUGAGACUGGCCCGGAUGAAGACAACCGCAAGUGCUAUCCACCUCGUAUUGUUCAGCCUUGCAGUGAGCCUCUAACGCUCACCAACAAUGUCAACAAGAUGCUUCUGAUGGACUACAGGGAGAACCGGCUGUUGGCAUGUGGCAGUCUUUACCAGGGCAUCUGUAAACUCCUCCGCCUUGAUGACCUCUUCAAACUAGGAGAGCCCUUUCACAAGAAAGAGCACUACCUCUCAGGCGUCAAUGAGAGUGGCUCUGUGUUUGGCGUCAUUGUGUCAUAUGGCAAUGCCUCUCCGGACAUGCUGUUUGUGGCCACAGCAGUGGACGGCAAGCCAGAGUACUUCCCCACCAUUUCUAGCCGCAAGUUGGCCAGAAACUCUGAGGAGGAUGGCAUGUUUGCCUAUGUCUUCCAUGAUGAGUUUGUGGCCUCCAUGAUAAAGAUCCCCUCAGACACUUUUACUGUCAUUCCAGACUUUGACAUUUACUACAUUUAUGGCUUUGCCAGUGGGAACUUUGUCUACUUCCUGACUUUGCAGCCUGAAAUGGGGGGUGGACCAACCACAGGGUCCUCCUCUGCUGGCCGUGAACAGGUGUACACCUCCAAGAUAGUCCGCCUUUGCAAGGCAGACACCGCCUUCAACUCCUAUGUGGAGGUGCCUAUUGGAUGCAUUAGUGGCAAUGACUAG